AUGUUGGUUAAUCAAUGUGCACUAUUGUAUGAAUUUUUUGAUAAAAAUUUAUCCGGUUCCUUCAGAAUACAAAUAUUAAGUUUAUCGUACAGCGACAGAUAUCCUAAUAAAAAUUAUUCAUUCAAUACUUCAAAACGUUUUUUCCUGUAUUCAUUAAAUAAUAUAUCAACAUUGUUCUUUAGUCGAAGUUGCUCAAGUAGACAAAUCGAAAUUAGUCUAUUAAAAAGUCAAAAUAAAGAUAAUAAACAGAAAACUAAAUGGAGUCAAACUAAAUUUCUCAAAGAUGUUAAUUUAUACAGUUUAUUAUUACUUUCUUUUCCUGUAAUAUCAUUUGGACUUGGUAUAUGGCAAUUAAAAAGAAGAAAAUGGAAGUUAGAUUUAAUUCGUGCUGUCCAAGAGAAAUUUCAUAAACCAGCGGUUGGAAUACCAGAGAAUUUGAACGAUUUAGCAUUGUUAGAAUAUCACCCAAUUAAAGUGAGUGGUGAAUUUCUAUACAACAAUGAAUUUGUUAUUGGUCCAAGAACUUUAAUUAUCAAUGGACAACCAGCAAGCGAAAUAAGGCAAAAUUUGAUACCACAUAAUGAAGUUAAUAAAGGAUAUAAUAUUAUUACCCCUUUUAAAGUUAAGGAUAGAGAAUUGAUUAUUCUUGUAAAUAGAGGAUGGAUACCAAAUUAUUAUAAUAGUUCAAGUGAAAGAAAAAAGUUUCAAAUACAAGGAUCUGUAGAAAUAAUUGGAAUCAAUAGAUUAACUGAAAGCAAGCCACAAUUUGUAUUUAAAAAUAUACCUGAACAAGGAAUAUGGACUUUCAGGGAUGUUAUUGAAAUGGCAAAAUUUGCUAAAACUCAACCAGUGUACUUAGAAAUGACUCAAUCUAAUAAUGAAUUAGAAAUGCCUAUAGGAUCACAAACUAGAAUAAAUUUUAGAAAUGAACACACAAGUUAUAUUGUAACAUGGUUUACAUUAUCAAUAUGUACUGCAUAUUUUUGGUACACUAGUUUUAUAAGAAAAAAGCCUAUUCUGUAA
This is a messenger RNA of Ceratosolen solmsi marchali, 1023 nucleotides long. RefSeq names its product surfeit locus protein 1 (gene Surf1). The transcript has 6 exons. The record is from RefSeq and is a predicted model, not a curated record. Gene Ontology annotation, cellular component: membrane; mitochondrion. Gene Ontology annotation, biological process: mitochondrial respiratory chain complex IV assembly. Lineage: Eukaryota; Metazoa; Arthropoda; Insecta; Hymenoptera; Agaonidae. The coding region runs from base 1 to 1023 and encodes 340 amino acids.